This is a messenger RNA of Passer montanus (Eurasian tree sparrow), 4483 nucleotides long. It is a transcript of the gene RNF144B, whose product is annotated as ring finger protein 144B. NCBI's taxonomy places the organism in Eukaryota, Metazoa, Chordata, Aves, Passeriformes, Passeridae. The record is from RefSeq and is a predicted model, not a curated record. Gene Ontology annotation, cellular component: ubiquitin ligase complex; mitochondrial membrane; cytoplasm. Gene Ontology annotation, molecular function: ubiquitin protein ligase activity; zinc ion binding; ubiquitin conjugating enzyme binding. The transcript has 9 exons. Gene Ontology annotation, biological process: ubiquitin-dependent protein catabolic process; positive regulation of proteasomal ubiquitin-dependent protein catabolic process; protein polyubiquitination. The coding region runs from base 516 to 1427 and encodes 303 amino acids.
GCCGUGCUCGGAAGCUGCACUGAGACCCACAGCAGAAGGGGAGGGUGUGCCUUGGCUGGGAGCUGCCCGGCUGUCAGGAAUCACCUGCGGCUGAAUUGAGUCUCGGAUGGGAAGUAGGAAGUGCUGUGCUCAAGCUUCCUGUACAAAUAAAUGCAGCUUUCCCACAGCCGCUGCAUGCGGGCUGUGACGCGCGUGUAGGAUAUCAUGGCAGCGUGCACUUAAUAGCAGGGAGGGGAUGAUUUCUCGGAGAGGCACAGGGGCUGGGAGACGAGCCCUGCUACAGCCCUAAAAAGUGUUCGGCUGUCAGACAGCCAGGGACGAGGACGGGCGUGUGGGAGCCAGCGAGCUCCGGGGCUCUGUGACACCGCGGCUCUUGGAAUGCCCGGCUCCUGUGCAGCCCCUGAAAAGUCACACAGCCGGCAGUGAGCGCUGCUCUCCCUUCAAGCAGAGACAGCUAGCCAAGUUAUCAACCCAUUUGACCUCCCAAAAGGCUGAGUUGCACCAUUAAUGACUGAAUGGGCUCUGCUGAGAAGGCUUGUCCUCACACCAUGACAGCUGAUGAGUCAGAAGCUGGAGAGUUAGCUCUGGAGCCUCUCUUCACGUGCAAGCUAUGUCUCUGUGAAUAUUCCCUGGAUAAGAUGACCACUCUUCAGGAAUGCAGCUGCGUCUUUUGUACUGCGUGUCUAAAACUGUACCUGGAGCUGGCAAUUCAAGAAGGUUGUGGUUCCCCUAUCACAUGUCCAGACAUGGUAUGCUUGAACCAUGGGAUCAUACAAGAAUCAGAGAUUGCCUCUUUGGUUCCUGUUGACCAGUUUGAGUUAUACAAGAGGUUGAAGUUUGAACGAGAAGUCCACUUGGACCCCCAGAGAACAUGGUGCCCCACAGCCGACUGCCAAACAGUGUGCCACAUCACACCAAGCGAGUCGGGAGCACCAGUGCCAGUGGAGUGCCCUGCCUGCCACCUGAUCUUCUGCUCCUUCUGCAAGGAGCCAUGGCACGGGCAGCACCAGUGCCAGGAAAAGCAAACAACCCCGGUACCGACCGAGCAGGGAUUCCUUAUUGGAGCAGAGACUGAGGCAUCAAUUAAGCAAUGCCCAGUUUGUCGAAUUUAUAUUGAGCGAAAUGAGGGCUGUGCUCAGAUGAUGUGCAAGAACUGCAAGCACACAUUUUGCUGGUAUUGUCUACAGAACUUGGAUAAUGAUAUUUUCUUACGGCAUUACGACAGAGGCCCUUGCAGAAACAAGCUGGGCCACUCACGGGCUUCAGUGAUGUGGAACAGAACACAGGUUGUGGGGAUCCUCGUUGGACUAGGUAUCAUAGCGUUGGUGACCUCCCCCUUGCUGCUUGUGGCAUCUCCGUGCAUCAUCUGUUGCAUUUGCAAAUCUUGCCGGAGCAAAAAGAAAAAACCCAACCUGACGACAAUCUAAAACUCUGUGUCUGUUUGAGUCUCCAUCUGUACAGCAUAUGUAUGUGAGAAAGCACAAUGGUUGUGUUUUGGUGCCAUACCUACCAAAUAAUGCUCCCUUUUUUUUGCCAGUUCUUGGGAUAAGUGCCUAUUCUUCACAGGCUACUCUGUCACUAACAAGUCCAAAUUAUUGUGCAGUACAUACAGUGUAGGUUUUUGCUUCCUGAACAGGAAAACAGGACACCAUUCAGUCCAUAUGAUCUACCAUUCAAGACUGAUAGAACAUUCCCAUGUUCCAGCAGCUGCACAUGACUUGAUCCUGCUGCAUCACUCUGUCUUUGCAGCUUCAGUCAUUACUGUCGUGCUUGCUGUUGGUUCUUGGUGACACUCAGAUUUCUCAGAAAGUUUUGGGUCUUUUGUGAAAGAGGGAGAGGGAAAAGCCUGAUUGGGUUCUUCUGUCUGAUAGCUUGUGUCCAGUUAAACGUAACAAACCAUUGCGAAAAUUUGUUGGGUAGUUUCCUGUCAAUUGGCUGCCAUGGCAUUUCUUUCAACAUUGAAAUCCAUUUGAUUUUUAUCAUUUAUCUCAACUACAGGAGUAAAAAACCCAACAAAACUGUAUUUAAGAUAGGGUUCUCUUUUGUGAGUCUGGACUACCUUGAGAAAGCUGCUAUUUUUUUUUCACAUCAAACAUGACAUAUCUACCAUGAAAUAUUAGGAAUAUGCAUAUUUCCCAAUCAUUGGGCAUGCCUUUUGUCAAUACCAUGGGUGUAGCAAACUUCACAGUGAAGGUAAUAUUGUAAGAAAGACUGUGAUACAGUUCCCAUUUUGUGCAGAGCGUUGGGAUCUUGGUUGGGUGUGUGCAAAGUGGCAGCAUGGGCGCAGAUAUACCAAGUACCUAUGGGCAAUCAGUGUAUUUUUUUCAACAGUUUACAUGGGGUGGCAGCAAGAACCCUGUUAAAAAGUUAUUGAAACCAGACUAAGCCAAGCCCUCCUUCAAAACCUUGUGGACCUGCUGAAGGGAAUACUUGAGAAAUGCUGUGUAAAUGUGACCUCAGUCCAUUGGUGGGUAUUUCUUUUGGCCUGCUCAAGGUUAACAAACUCUGUUACUGAUAUUUUUUAGUUACUCUAAAUCUGGAAGGCUGUCAGUUAAUAAGUGCUUCAUUUUAAUUUGGUGCCUCACCACCAAACCAAUUCAAUCCCUGAUAUCAGUUACACCUGUAUAAAUUCACUGAAAGCUCACUGAAGAGCUGGAAUUACUGCAGCUCUUCAGUCAGGAGUAGCUGAGAUCAGACUCUACUCCCUGGAGUUUAUUUCCUUAAUGGAUGGUGCUCCUCAUAAGCGGGGCCGGUGCUGCUUUUGUUCUGGACUCCCGUCUGUGCAUUCUAUAUCUGUGGGAAGAGAUUCAAGUUUGCACUGUAUAAUUGGUUGUAAUUCCAAACCCCUUUCCAUAAGGGCUGCAAGGUUUGAAGGAGAUGCUCAGCCCGAGUGUGGUGUCGGCUGCUCCUCUCCGAGCACACAGCGCGGGGCACUGGGGAGUGCUGCGAGGCUGCUGUGAGUGCUGCCUGUGCGGGGUGUUUGGCCGAGCCUCAGGAACUUUGCCUCCUUGGCAGCUGUAAAUGUGACCUUUUUUCUGUUUAACUUCGCUCUCUGGUUACUGUAACAAAAGUGGCAGGAUUUCUUCUUUUGAGAAAUGUAGUCUGUUGAGCAGACUAGCAAGGACAGAGGCCUUAAAUGAUACUGUUUUACUUUUUAAUUGAUUUCUUUUAUAAAUACUGUCUGACUUUGCUACCAGUGAUGGCUGGAGGGCAGGCAGUGCUCGCCAGUGUGAAAGGCUGUAUUUAUUCUUUAUCCUCAGCUUUGAAGGGAAGCAGAACGGUAGACAGUACAUUCUAAAUACAGAGUGCAAUGCAGGCAACUGCCAUUUAUAAUAAAUAAAGAAUGUUUUCUGUAUGUGUUUUCUUGAAGAGCACUAAUGGUAGUGCUUUGGGGUACUUGUGACAGAUUAAAGUGUCCAGCCCUUGGCUUUGCACUAUUUUUCUACCUACGUUUUUAUGGCACUACUGUCAUUUCCAUUUUAUUUAUGAACUUGAAGUUGCAAGUCUUACUUUAACAAAGCCUCAAGGACAAAGAUGUAGGAGCUGUACAGUCUCUUUAACCAUAACCAGCAUUGCAAUGUACCAAUAUCCUUUGCAUGUUAAAAUUUGAGCGUUUUUCAUGUUUUGUGAUCUUACCCAUGACUAAUGCAUCUUAUGCUAGUCCUGUUUCUUUCCUUGUCCUCUUCCUCCUUCUGUUUGCCUGUUUUUGCUACAAUGCCUGUUGUAACGAGGGUGGCAGAUCUUUUUUUCAUUAAUACUGUUGUGUUAAUGAAACUGUCAGGUUCUCCCUCUGCUAAAGAAAUGCAGCUGAAGGCAGCUCUCUUGCACCAGUUUAAGUGCCUGGUGGGCGUACCAAAACUGAUAUAAAUUAAUCAUGCAGAAGUUAACACAGCCUGGCAGUCUCAGCACCAAUCCAGACAUCUAAGAAAUCUAGAUGUGGAUUGGUAGCCCAGGCUUUUGCUGGAAGUCUUUACACAAAAACUGGAUAAGGAGAACAUGAGCUACAGGCACCCUUCCUUUGGUUGUGUAGGUGCAGCAAAUGGACCAAGAAAGAAGCUCUAGACAUCUUAAGAGCUUAAAAUUAAAGCUUUACAACAAUGAUUUUUUUUUAAAAGGCUGUGUUCAGUGUUCCAUGUGUCCUGGCUUUUCAUUGCAUGGGAAUACUUGAGCAUGUGCAUUAAGUAGACCCCGGCCUGGCUGAGUCAAGCCUUACCUGCACUGAAGUGCUAGGAGCAGGAAAGCCCUGUUGCUUUGUUUUCCAGAAGGCAGCUAUUUUGCACCAACUGGCUAUGCUCACAGAGCUUCCAGAGAAACAUUUUUGCAGGAAUCUUUUUACAGUGUUGGCUUUUGCUUUUGUGUUGCUUUGGUUUGUUUUUUAAUUUUGUAAGAAACAUUAAAGUCACUUUAUAAAAGAUUUAUUGAAAGCAUGACAAAUAAUACUAGUAAUAAUUAUGGAGAAUGAAAAAAGACAGGACUUGGACUA